Molecule: messenger RNA, 2042 nt
Organism: Etheostoma cragini (Arkansas darter)
Lineage: Eukaryota; Metazoa; Chordata; Actinopteri; Perciformes; Percidae
Gene: fbxl16
Product: F-box and leucine-rich repeat protein 16
Exons: 7
Coding region: 411-2042 (543 amino acids)
Biological process (GO): SCF-dependent proteasomal ubiquitin-dependent protein catabolic process
Cellular component (GO): SCF ubiquitin ligase complex
Molecular function (GO): protein binding
Source: RefSeq, a predicted model, not a curated record
CCGCCCUGUCCUAUCUCUUUAAAUGAGACAGAGCCGCUCCGCUCCUGCUCUGCGUGUGCGCGUGCGCGUGCGCGUGUGUGGAGGAGACGUUACGAGAAAGAGAGGGCCACUCUGUUGUGGAGGAGGACCAAGCGAUCGAAAACACAACACAGAGCAUCUUUUUUGUUGCAUAGAUUUGGAGAGCUUUUUGCAGAGGAGGCUCUGGAUCGCGUGUGAUUCCGGACCCGGGGUGCUCCUCUUGUCUCUAUGGGCUCGGCAGGCGCAUCUGUCGCCUCCCGGUAGGACAUAACGGGCAGGGCUGCCUUCUAAUCAUUAUUUAUUUCGCUCUCUCUCUCUGCGCCGCGACGUCGGGAGAAACGCGAUCGAGAGGAAGCGAUAAGGGUCCCGAUCAUGGAUUAGUACUCGAGUUAAUGUCAUCUGAGAGGUUCCCAAUGUUGAACAUGUCCACCCCCAGCGAGCUGAAGUCAUCCUGCGUGACUCGCAACGGCAUGGUGAAGUUGCCCCCCAGCCAGGCCAACGGUCUAGGCAGUGCGAGUAUCACCAAGGGGACACCUGCUGCCAAGAACCGUCUGUGCCAGUCCUCCUCAGUACCCUCCAUUCUGCCUCCUCCGCCAUCCUCCCUUCCCUACCACCUCCACCACCACCACCUGGAUGGCCCCGGUAUGCCCAACUCAGCAGCCUCUCUCUUGGGCUCUGACAUGGAGCCCGGACAGCCUCUGGUGGGCUUGAAGUCGUCCCUUCGUCAACUUCCCCCUCUCACUCUACCCAAACCCAUUCUGCUGGAGCGCCAGCAAGUCUUGGAUGAGAAGCUGCUCAACCGAUUGCUCUGGUACUUCACCACAGCUGAAAAAUGUGUACUGGCGCAGGUAUGCAAGACAUGGCGCAAGGUGCUGUACCAGCCCAAGUUCUGGGAGGCUGUGACACCCAUCUUGCAUGCCAAGGAGCUAUAUACCCUGCUCCCCAAUGGGGAGAAGGAGUUUGUCAGUCUGCAGGCCUUCGCCCUGCGGGGCUUCCAGUGUUUUUGCUUAGUGGGCGUCUCAGACCUGGACAUUUGUGAGUUCAUCGACAACUACCCGCUGUCCAAGAAAGGGGUUCGCUCAGUCAGUCUCAAGAGGUCCACCAUCACAGAUGCCGGUUUGGAGGUCAUGUUGGAGCAAAUGCAAGGCCUGAUGCACCUCGAGCUGUCGGGUUGCAACGACUUCACGGAGGCCGGCCUGUGGUCCAGUCUGAACGCCCGGCUCACCUCCCUCAGCGUCAGCGACUGCAUCAACGUGGCGGACGACGCCAUAGCCGCCAUCUCCCAGCUCCUGCCCAACCUGUCGGAGUUGAGCCUGCAGGCCUACCACGUCACCGACACGGCCAUGGCCUACUUCACAGCCAAACAGGGCUACACCACCCACACUCUGCGGCUUCACUCCUGCUGGGAAAUCACCAAUCACGGUGUGGUCAACAUGGUGCACAGCCUCCCCAACCUGACUGCCCUCAGCCUCUCCGGCUGCUCCAAGAUCACAGACGACGGUGUGGAGCUGGUGGCCGAGAACCUGCGGAAGCUCCGCAGCCUGGACCUGUCCUGGUGCCCUCGGAUCACCGACAUGGCCCUGGAGUACAUCGCCUGUGACCUGCAUAAACUGGAAGAACUGGUGUUGGACAGGUGUGUGCGGAUCACAGACACCGGGUUGGGCUACUUGUCCACCAUGUCGUCAUUAAGGAGCCUGUAUCUGCGCUGGUGCUGUCAGGUACAGGAUUUUGGUCUUCAGCAUUUGUUUGGAAUGAGGAGUCUUCGCCUACUGUCUCUUGCAGGUACGAUUUCUCUUACACAGAAAGAACUUCCUAUUCCUAGUAUUAUGUAUGUGUUAUGUAUCUGUAUAUGUGCUGACUGCAUUGAAGGGGAGCUGAAGGGCUCGUAUCAGUGUCAGCCGGUAUUAGGAUGUGCCAAAUGCAUUUGCAGCGGCGCGGAAAAUGCGUCUGGCUGCCUCCAGCUGACCGCCGACCACACUGAGUGUGUCCUGUCUUCGGACACGGCAGACCAUGCAUGUUUUUAG